AUGGCGUCGCCCCAGCUCCUGGGGGCCCUGCUGUGUCUGCUGCUGCUCCUGCUCCCGGCCUCAGGGGAGAAGCCCACGGAGGGGCCACGGAACGUCUGCCUGGGGCUCCUGGGGGCCGACCAGUACGACCCCUUCCUCCUGAACGACACAGCUGAGUGCUUCCAGAGGUGUCGACGGCGGCGGAGUGAGGUCUGCAACGUGGAGAAGCUGGAGAGAUACUGGCUCAACUACGAGAAGCACCUGGUGGAGAAUUUGAAGGGCGAGGUGGACUUGGGUUUCGUCAAGGCUGUGGUGCAGAACCUGAGCGCUGACAGCGUGGAGGACCUUCACUUCUCCCUGAAGCCCUCCGAGGUUCCGAGGCGGGUGGCGCAGGGCGAGGACAAGCCCCCCGAUGGAGUCCGACUUCCCAAGAGCCUUUUCAGCUCCCUGCCAGGCAACAGGUCCGUGAUCCGAUUGGCCGUGAUGGUUCUGGACAUCGGUCCGGGGACUGUUUUCAAGGGUCCCCAGCUCAGCCUGGAAGACGGCAGCCGCGUGCUGAACAACCGCCUGGUGGGCUUGAGUGUGAGCCAAACAGCUGUCACCGGGCUGGCUGAGCCCCUGGAGGUCACCUUCUCCCACCCACGCCAGCCCCCCAACCUGACCCUCACCUGCGUAUUCUGGGAUGUGACCAAAGGAGACUGGGCUUCCAGGGGCUGCUCCACGGAGCGUGGGGCCGAGGGGACUGUCUGCCUCUGUGACCACCUGACUUUCUUCGCCCUGCUCCUGAGGCCGAUCUUGGACCGGGCCACCGCGCAGGUCCUCACGCGCAUCUCCCAGGUGGGCUGCGGCGUCUCCAUGGUCUUCCUGGCCUUCACCAUUGUCAUGUAUGCUGUCCUGAGGUUCUCCCGGCAGAGGUUCAAGUCAGAGGACGCCCCCAAGAUCCACGUGGCCCUGAGCAGUAGCCUGUUCCUCCUGAAUCUGGCCUUCUUGGUCAACGUGGGGAGCGGCUCCGAGGGCUCCAGCGCCGCCUGCUGGGCCCGGGGCGCCAUCUUCCACUACUUCCUGCUGGCUGCCUUCACCUGGAUGGGCCUGGAGGCCUUCCACCUCUACCUGCUCGCCAUCCGGGUCUUCAACACCUACUUCGGGCACUACUUCCUGAAGCUGAGCCUGGUGGGCUGGGGCUUGCCCACCCUCAUGGUCAUCGGCGCCGGCAGUGCCAACAGCUACGGCCUCUACACCGUCCGUGACCAGGACAACCGCACCUCGCUGGAGCUGUGCUGGUUCCGUGGAGAAACCGCCCUCCAUGUCACUGUCCAUGGCUACUUCCUGGUCACCUUCCUCCUGGGUGCCGUGGUCCUGGCCCUGGUGGCGUGGAAGAUCUUCACUCUGUCAAGCAGCACGGCGGGCAAGCAGCAGGGGCAGAGCUGGAAGGGGGUCCUCACCGUGGCAGGGCUCUCGAGCCUGGUGGGCAUGACCUGGGGGCUGGCCAUCUUCACACCCCUGGGCCUGUCCACCAUCUACAUCUUUGCUGUUUUCAACUCGCUGCAAGGUGUCUUCAUCUUCUUCUGGUUCACCGUCCUCUACCUGCCAGGUCAGAGCGCCGCCACCUCCUCCUCUGGCACUGCCCGGCUGGACCAGGCCCCCACCUCUUCUCCUGAGUAGGAGCCCACGGUCCUGCCCUGGAGACAGCUCGGCUCACUGGGUGCCCUCGGGCAGCUCUCCGCCUCCCUCCGGGCCCCAGUCUCCUUCUCUGUGCCAUGUGGCUGCAGAGCUGGGGGGCUGGGGGUCAGCUUGCACCACGUGGCCUGGAGGAAAGCCACCCAGAUCUGUCUAUGGGCUAAGAGCCCACAAACCCGGACUGCAGGAGGCCAAGUCCCCAUCCUCCUGAGCCCCUCCUAGCACAGAGAGCCGCUUCACCUUCUGUGUGGCCUGUGUCACAAGGCAGCCUCCUGGCCACCGCCCACCUGCUGGUCACAGCACGGACCUGAACCAAAGAGGGGAGUGCCUUGUUGGCUCAGCCCUAAGGAACCCCAGCUCUCCCCGCCUCCUCAGUGCCUCCACAGUCACACCCAUGGAUGGCCUGCACCCGAGGGACCUCAGGAAGUCACCGCCCCUGGGUGACCAGGACUGCCAAUCCCUCCAGUUAUAAAUGGACGCUUGUUUGGGGAGCCUUCCUCCCAGGCACCCUGCUUCAGGUCUCUGUACCACCAGGGCCCAUCUUCACAGAAGAGACCCCACCAUUCACCAGGCUGCCAGCCCACCAGGUGUUUGGGAACACUGACUCUCAGAGGCACCACCUGGUGACUGUACCACCUCUAGCCAAGCCCCCAUACCCCACCCCAAUGGGCAGGCGAUCUGCUGACCUUGGACCUGCUGUCACCUUAGUAGGUGGAAGGCAAAUGGCCUAGAGCUCUGUGCACCUGCCUCACUUGUGCACCUGCAUGGGGCGGGGGCUCCCCAGGCAAAGGAUGGGCACCCUCCACACAGCCUGUAGAGCAGGAACCCAUCUUGAUGCCUUCUCCACCUGCCCGGCCAACCCUAGCCCAGGGCCUGGCACACUUCAAGCCAA
Messenger RNA from Lepus europaeus (European hare), 2548 nucleotides. It is a transcript of the gene ADGRG3, whose product is annotated as adhesion G protein-coupled receptor G3. The transcript is spliced from 12 exons. Lineage: Eukaryota; Metazoa; Chordata; Mammalia; Lagomorpha; Leporidae. Gene Ontology annotation, cellular component: membrane. Gene Ontology annotation, biological process: cell surface receptor signaling pathway; adenylate cyclase-activating G protein-coupled receptor signaling pathway. Gene Ontology annotation, molecular function: G protein-coupled receptor activity. Bases 1 to 1641 code for a protein of 546 amino acids. The record is from RefSeq and is a predicted model, not a curated record.